Molecule: messenger RNA, 2478 nt
Organism: Hansenula ciferrii
Lineage: Eukaryota; Fungi; Ascomycota; Saccharomycetes; Phaffomycetales; Wickerhamomycetaceae
Gene: YME2
Product: Yme2p
Exons: 1
Coding region: 1-2478 (825 amino acids)
Cellular component (GO): mitochondrial inner membrane
Molecular function (GO): RNA binding
Source: RefSeq, a predicted model, not a curated record
AUGUUGUUGAGAAAUCUGGGACUCAGAAGAGUUAAUCCCUUCAUCAACACAGCUAAAAGAUUAGGUGCCAUCCCCAAACCAUCAAUUAAUUUGAACAGAUCUUAUGCUACAGAUGACACAAUUCAAAAGAGAGAUAUUGAAGCUGGUGAAUCAGUAGAUGCUAAUGAAACAGGUGUUAUAGAAAAAGAUGACCAAGAAACCAUGCUUUAUUUCGAUCAUGUGUUACCAUUCCGUUCUAGUAUAUGGGACAUUAGACAAUGGUUAUCUUAUUUGAUUGUCUCGGAUAAAAGACCUGAAGCUAUCAAAGAACAUGUCUUAGCAUUGGCCAAUCCUAAGAGAGAAGGUGAUACUGUAUCAAUCCCAGGGUUGGAAGUCACAAAACUUGUUCCAAUCAAAAGAGAUGGUGGUGCUUUUGUUAAAUUUAAAGUACCUGAUGGAUUCACUGUAUCUGAGUUAAAUGCUAAAAUUCAAAAAAACACAAUUGAAGAAAGUAAUAACGGUGUUUUAAACAUCAUUUCACAAUCUGCCGCAUUCCCAGUUAAAGGUGUACCAUGGAUUGAAGAUCUUAGACGUUAUCCUAAUAGAACAAUUAAAGUUAAGUUCAGUGGUCCUGCAUUAUCCGAAGAAGAAUUAUAUUCAUUAUUUAGAAGAUAUGGGACAAUUGUUGAUAUAAAACCUGCCACUGAAGAAGAUAAAAAGGCAACUGUCAUUUUCAGAUCUUUUAGAGGUGCUAUCUGUUCGAAAAAUUGUAUUACAGGUAUGAAGAUUGAUGAUACUACAUUACAUAUUCAAUAUGAAAGAUAUAAUAGUAAGAAUGUUAUUUUAGAUUGGAUAAUGAAUCAUACAAGAAUUGCAAUUCCUUUGUUUUUAGCUUUAUUCGCUGGUUUGGCCGUUGUUAUCUUUGAUCCAAUUAGAGAAUUUAGUAUUGAGAAUAAAAUCACACAUAAUUUUAUCUUUAAUAAGAAAAAUUCAGUCAUUAGAUUUGUUAAUGAUUUAACAAGCUCAACAAUUAGUUCGUUCCAAAAAUUUAUUGGUCAAGAUGCUAAAGGUGGAGCAAGACGUGGUCUUUGGUCAGAAAGAUUAGAUUUGGUUAAGGAAUUGAAACUUUGGAUUGAAGAAAAUGUGAAUACUUUUAUAAUUGUUCGUGGUCCAAGAGGUACUGGUAAACAUGAAUUAGUUAUGCAACAUGCCUUACAUGGUCGUGAUAACAUCUUGUAUAUUGAUUGUGAUAAAUUAGUUAAAUCAAGAAGUGAUUCUCAAUUCAUUUCAAAUGCAGCCCAUGAAGUUGGUUAUUUCCCAGUUUUCCCUUGGUUGAAUUCAUUUUCAAAUAUUAUUGAUUUAGGUGUCCAAGGUUUAACAGGACAAAAAUCUGGUUUCUCGGAAUCUAAAGAUACUCAAUUUAGAAAUAUUUUAUCAAGUGUUAUGAUUGCUAUAAGAAAAAUUUCAUUAACUGGAUAUAAAGCAGUUGUUGGAUCUGGUGAAAAUUCAACACCUGUUAAGGAAGAAGAUUUCCUACAACAACAUCCGGAAAAGAAACCAGUGAUUAUCAUUGAUAGAUUUUCCACUACAAAUAGAUCAGAAUCAAAUGCUUUUGUUUAUAAAGAACUUGCUGAUUGGACUGCAAUGUUAAUUUCAAUGAAUUUGGCACAUGUUGUAUUCUUAACUGAAGAUGUUGGAACUUCACAAUUUUUAUCAGAAUCAUUACCAGAUCAAGUCUUCAAGAGUAUUGCACUUUCUGAUGCAUCUCAUGAAUCUGCAAAAUCAUAUGUUAUUGAUCAAUUACACGAGGACAAUACAUUAACUGAUGAUGAAAGUGGAUCAGAGGAUGAAAAAAAACCAGAUUUGUCACAAAAUCCAAGUGUUGUUAAAGAUUUAGAUGAAGCUUUAGGACCAAUCGGUGGUAGAAUGCUAGAUUUACAAGCAUUUGUAAGACGUGCCAAAUCAGGGGAAACUCCAUUAGAAGCUUUGAAUAGAAUGGUUACUCAAACAGCUGAACAAAUUACACAAAUUUUCCUUUCAAGAGAUGCUGGUAUGAAGAAUGCAAGAGCUUGGGAAUUAAUGAAAUUAUUAGCAGAUCAUGAAACUUUAGAAUAUAAACAAUUAGUUUAUAAUCCAUUAUUCAAAUCAAAUCCAGAAGCUGCAUUGAUUGAAUUGGAACGUAAUGGAUUAAUCACAGUCAGUAGAGACCGUGGUAUAAUGAGAACAAUUGGACCAGCAAAACCAAUUUUCAGAGCUGCUUUCCAAAAUUUAGUUAAAGAUGAAUCAUUAUCUAAAGUUCUUGAAACUUCUUAUUUAUUGAAAAUCAUUUCAUCAGAAACUGAAAAAAUUCAAAAAUUUGAAGAUGAAGUUCAAAAAUUAUCUUAUUUUGCUACAGAUAGAGCUUUUAGAGGAAGAUUGUCUUACUUAGCUGAUAAGAUUGAUGCAUCAAAUCAAAACAUUCUUAACGCAGAAGAAAGUAUAAAGAAGUUUUCAAAGUGA